This is a messenger RNA of Acipenser ruthenus (sterlet), 2021 nucleotides long. RefSeq names its product large ribosomal subunit protein mL43-like. The record is from RefSeq and is a predicted model, not a curated record. The transcript is spliced from 3 exons. Gene Ontology annotation, molecular function: structural constituent of ribosome. The coding region runs from base 142 to 615 and encodes 157 amino acids. Gene Ontology annotation, biological process: mitochondrial translation. Gene Ontology annotation, cellular component: mitochondrial large ribosomal subunit. Lineage: Eukaryota; Metazoa; Chordata; Actinopteri; Acipenseriformes; Acipenseridae.
CGUACUGCACUCUCUCAUUCAUACACACACACACGUGUCCCCUGUGUGACCCUCCUCGGUGCAUCGCAUCAGAAUGGUCUUCCUUGUCUUGUAAUAUUGCAGCUGGAAAAAAAUAAACACGCUUACUCCGAGCUAGCCAGCAUGACUUCUAGAGGCACUGCGAGCCGCUUUCUGAAGAGCGUCUUACAGAAUGGAGUCGGGCGGUACGUGUGCCAGAUCAAACGGAUUUCCCUCGUCUUUUCUAAGGAUGCACAGACUUCCCUUGGUGCCAGAGAGUUUAUUGAAGACAAGGUGGUGGACUUUGCCAAACAGAAUCCUGGGAUCGUGGUCUACGUGACUCCCCAGCGCUGCAGAAUUCCGAAAAUCAUUGCGGAAUACUUAAACGGCACUGUGAAAGAGGAGCCCAUUAAUAGCAAGACCUCGGAGGAGAUCACUCAGCUGAUUAAGAAGCUGACCAGCCAGUCUGGGCUGGAGGUCAUCCGGAUCCGCAAACCCAUCCACACCGACAGCCCCAGCAUCCAGGGCCAGUGGCACCCCUUCACGAACCGGCCCCCCUCCCUCAGGGUGCAGGGAAUCCAGAGCGAGAGCAAGGCACAGGGGGCAGCUCCCAAAUAACCAAGCCGAGCUUCAGCCCAUCACAAACACCAUGAGAAAUACAGACCCAUUAACCAGGCAGAGCUUCAGACCACCACAAACACCAUGAGAAAUACAGAGCCAUUAACCAGGCAGAGCUUCAGACCACCACAAGCACCAUGAGAAAUACAGACCCAUUAACCAGGCAGCGCUUCAGCCCACCACAAACACCAUGAGAAAUACAGAGCCAUUAACCAAGCAGAGCUUUAGACUACCACAAACACCAUGAGAAAUACAGACCCAUUAACCAAGCAGAGCUUCAGCCCACCACAAACACCUGAUAAAUACAGAGCCAUUAACCAGGCAGAGCUUCAGACCACCACAAGCACCAUGAGAAAUACAGACCCAUUAACCAGGCAGUGCUUCAGCCCACCACAAACACCAUGAGAAAUACAGAGCCAUUAACCAAGCAGAGCUUCAGCCCACCACAAACACCAUGAGAAAUACAGAGCCAUUAACCAAGCAGAGCUUCAGACCACCACAAACACCAUGAGAAAUACAGAGCCAUUAACCAAGCAGAGCUUUAGACUACCACAAACACCAUGAGAAAUACAGAGCCAUUAACCAGGCAGAGCUUCAGCCCACCACAAACACCAUGAGAAAUACAGAGCCAUUAACCAAGCAGAGCUUCAGCCCACCACAAACACCAUGAGAAAUACAGAGCCAUUAACCAAGCAGAGCUUCAGCCCACCACAAACACCAUGAGAAAUACAGAGCCAUUAACCAAGCAGAGCUUCAGCCCACCACAAACACCUGAUAAAUACAGACCCAUUAACCAGGCAGAGCUUCAGCCCACCACAAACACCUGAUAAAUACAGAGCCAUUAACCAAGCAGAGCUUCAGCCCACCACAAACACCAUGAGAAAUACAGACCCAUUAACCAGGCAGAGCUUCAGCCCACCACAAACACCAUGAGAAAUACAGACCCAUUAACCAGGCAGAGCUUCAGACUACCACAAACACCAUGAGAAAUACAGACCCAUUAACCAGGCAGAGCUUCAGCCCACCACAAACACCUGAUAAAUACAGACCCACAGGAUUCUUCUUCUAUACCGUGAAGACGCUUCUUUCAUCGCAGUCGAAUCUAUUUACAGUUCAUACAGGUAUUACCAUCACUGGGGUUCAGGGCAUCCUGGUUAUCUCCAGACAUCAGAGCCCGUCUCUGCUGGGCAAUGUGACAUGUAUCAAAUGCCAUUUAAAUUGCACAAUAGGAGCGUUGCCAUUUGCUUACUGAUUAAAAAUAGAUGCAUUGUAACUGUUAGAAAUGAUGCUGCCCUGUUUUUUUUUUUUUUUUUAUUAUCCAGGCAGUUAGCAAUGCCCUCAUUGUUUCAUGUUUCCUGGUAUUGCCUAAAAUGGAUUUAUAUUAAAUCUCGUGUUGUACUACAAUA